AUGAGUUUCCCGAGCAGGCCGUUGCUCGAACACCACUUCAGGAGGGUCGUGGCGUACGACAUGAUCUACAAGCUGCCGAUUAGACAGGCGUACGAGAUGCCGGAGCUGGACAAGGUGACGCUUCACGUCUCCCGGAGCCGCGCCCUGAGCGACCUGCGCUCGCUCCUGAUCGGGCGCGCGGCGCUCACGAUCCUGUCAGGGCAGGAGGCCACCAUCACGACCGUCAAGAAGUCCCAGAUCAUCCGGGGCAACCUGCGCAUGAUGAAGGGGCAGACCCUAGGCACCAAGGUCACGCUCCGCGGCCGCAGGGCGUACGACUUCCUCACCACCUUCCGGAACGAGAUCGUCCCGAACCUCUCCAACGAGUACCGCGGCGCCGGGAUGGACCGCACCGGCAGCAUCGGCUCCGGCACCGCCGUGGCGCCCGCAGCGCUGCGGGAGAUGCACCCGCUGUUCGACGCGUUCCGCGGGUUCCAGUGGACGGCCUCCGCGAAGCGGCCCAAGCACGGCCGCAUGAAGGUCAUCCACGAGGACGUCGCGGCGCUGCUCUUCUCGGGCCUCGGGGUGCCCGUCCGCGGCAAGGGCGCGCACGACGCGCAGGCGCUGCGGGACGCCGCGGACCGCGAGAAGGAGGCGCGGGACAUGGAGGCCGCGUCCGGGAGGGCGGAGGAGUAG
Messenger RNA from Pedinophyceae sp. YPF-701, 675 nucleotides. Lineage: Eukaryota; Viridiplantae; Chlorophyta; Pedinophyceae. The record is from the annotation of a GenBank genome assembly.